Phyllostomus hastatus (greater spear-nosed bat) is the source of this 4275-nucleotide messenger RNA. RefSeq names its product zinc finger protein 12 (gene ZNF12). Gene Ontology annotation, cellular component: nucleus. Gene Ontology annotation, molecular function: DNA-binding transcription activator activity, RNA polymerase II-specific; RNA polymerase II cis-regulatory region sequence-specific DNA binding. Bases 334 to 2415 code for a protein of 693 amino acids. Gene Ontology annotation, biological process: regulation of transcription by RNA polymerase II. The transcript is spliced from 6 exons. The record is from RefSeq and is a predicted model, not a curated record. NCBI's taxonomy places the organism in Eukaryota, Metazoa, Chordata, Mammalia, Chiroptera, Phyllostomidae.
CGCGCUGCUGUCGCUUCCUGUCCGUGCCCAGGUCACCGCUGGCCGUGGUUCCCAGGCUCUGGCCUCCGUUGGGCGAGGAUCCCGGGGUCUGCGGGGCUGGACGCUGUCCGGUCGGGCCGCCACCCAGCGGGCGCGGGGCUGUGCGGGCCAGGGCCCAGAGCCGGCUCCUCGGGGACGCGGCCUCGGGAGGCGCAGCGGCGAGGACCCCGGGGGAGAGGCGCCGGAGGAGCAGCCGGGUCCCGGAGCCUCGGGAGCCUUGGGGCAGAUCAGCGAGUCCCGCGGGGUCUGGCUCCACUUUCGCCGUCCACCACGGUUUUCCAAGAGCAGCAGAAGAUGAGUAAAUCUCUGGGGCCAGUGUUGUUCAGGGACGUGGCCGUGGACUUCACCCAGGAGGAGUGGCAGCAGCUGGACCCCGAGCAGAAGACCACCUACCGGGACGUGAUGCUGGAGAACUACAGCCACCUGGUCUCCGUGGGGUGCCACGCCGUCAAACCGGAAGUCAUCGUCAAGCUGGAGCAAGGGGAAGAGCCGUGGGUGGAAGGGGAGCUCCCGCCCCCGAGGUGGCCAGACGUCCGGAAAGUUGACGCGACAGAGACGGCCCAGGGAAGCGAAGACACACGUCGGAGGCAGACCGUCCCCGCUGCCGCCGAGACCCCGGCUGAAGAAGGAGUCGCCCUUCUUGCUAAGGCCUUGCGUGUGGAGACGAGCCCUGCUCCUUCGAGGAAAGUGCCCUGCACGUGCGACUCGUGCGGGAAGACCCUGAAGCCCGCCCCCGCGUACAUCAGCAGCGACGGGAGCUACGCCAGGACGAGGCCCGGCGCCUGCAGUGCGUGCGGGGGGUCGCCUCUGCACGUGAAGCUGGAGCAGGUGCGCGCCGGGGCGAAGGCGUAUGGGUUUAAUCAGGACGGGGAAGCCUAUACUCUAGAUGGGGAGAGCAUUUACCAGAACAUGCGUGCUUUGGAGAAGCCUUUCGAAUACGUCGGAUGCCAGAAAGCCUUCCCGGAGGAGGCGGUGUUCGCCGCCCCGAUGGCGGAGAAGCCCUACAAGUGGGACGGGCCGGGAAUGGCCUUCCUCCAGGUGUCGGGCCUGCGCGCCCACCCCGCGUCCCACGUGGACAUGAAGCCCUACGAGUGCGGCGCCUGCGGGAAGUCCUUCUGUAAGAAGUCCAAGUUCAUCAUCCACCAGCGCACGCACACGGGGGAGAAGCCCUACGAGUGCAGCCAGUGCGGGAAGUCCUUCUGCCAGAAGGGCACGCUCACCGUGCACCAGCGCACACACACCGGCGAGAAGCCCUACGAGUGCAGCGAGUGCGGCAAGACCUUCUACCAGAAGCUGCACCUCAUCCAGCACCAGCGCACGCACUCGGGCGAGAAGCCCUACGAGUGCGGCUACUGCGGCAAGGCCUUCUGCCAGAAGACGCACCUCACCCAGCACCAGCGCACGCACUCUGGGGAGCGGCCCUACGUCUGCCACGACUGCGGGAAGACCUUCUCCCAGAAGUCCGCGCUCAACGACCACCACAAGAUCCACACGGGCGUGAAGCUCUACAAGUGCGCCGAGUGCGGCAAGUGCUUCUGCCGCAAGUCCACCCUCACCACGCACCAGCGCACGCACACAGGCGAGAAGCCCUACGAGUGCAACGAGUGCGGGAAGUUCUUCUCACGCCUGUCGUACCUCACCGUCCACUACCGCACGCACUCGGGCGAGAAGCCCUACGCGUGCGGCGAGUGCGGCAAGACCUUCUACCUGAACUCGGCGCUCAUGCGGCACCGCAGGGUGCACACGGGCGAGAAGCCCUACGAGUGCAGCGAGUGCGGGAAGCUGUUCUCGCAGCUCUCCUACCUCACCAUCCACCACCGCACGCACUCGGGCGUCAAGCCCUACGCCUGCGGCGAGUGCGGCAAGACCUUCUACCAGAACUCGGCGCUCUGCCGGCACCGCAGGAUCCACAAGGGCGAGAAGCCCUACGAGUGCUGCGUGUGCGGCAAGUUCUUCUCACAGAUGUCCUACCUCACCAUCCACCACCGCAUCCACUCGGGCGAGAAGCCCUACGCGUGCGCCGAGUGCGGCAAGACCUUCUGCCAGAACUCGGCGCUGAACAGGCACCAGCGCACGCACACGGGCGAGAAGGCCUACGAGUGCUGCGUGUGCGGGAAGUUCUUCUCGCAGAUGUCCUACCUCACCAUCCACCACCGCAUCCACUCGGGUGAGAAGCCCUUCGAGUGCGGCGAGUGCGGGAAGGCCUUCUCCCGCAUGUCGUACCUCACCGUGCACCACAGGACACACUCGGGCGAGAAGCCCUACGAGUGCGGCGAGUGCGGGAAGAAGUUCUACCACAAGUCCGCCUUCAACAGCCACCAGCGCGUCCACCGGAGGGCAAGCGUGAACGUGCUCGAGGUGGGCCGGCUUCUCUGAGGUCGGGCCCCGCGUCCCGGCGGGGAGCCCGCUCAGGCGCUUGCUGCGCACGGCUCUCCUGGCGCCGGGGGGUCCAAGCUCCCGGGGGAGCGUGGGCCAGCCUCUGCGCGUGGGCCAGACGGGCGAUCUGACGGUCCACAGGGCGGAGGCCACAGCUGCCACGGGGCUGCGUGACGGCUGGGCCACCACACUGCUCAGGAGUGAAGUCCACGGACACGCCGACUGUGCGUGCGCUUGUGUGGCUUGGACUGUUCCACAUCAGGGAGUUCGUGCCAAAGUGGGGGUGCCUUUCUAAGGGAUGUGGAGAACACUCGCCUUUGGGAAUUGCGAGUACUAGAAGUUACGUUUUUGAUACAAUGUUUUUUUGUCAGAAAAGCACAUGUGGUUAAUGACUGUGCCCCCUGUGUAGCCAGAAGCUGUGGAGUCAGGGAAGCACCCAGGGCAGCAGCACAGCCGCCCUGACCUGCGUCGCACUCACCCGAGUGUUCCUGAGAACGUGUGGCUCCUCUUGCCCGCUCCUUAGGGUGGCACGUCACCGGGAUUGUAGGUCCGUCCCCAGCCGUGUUCGGAAAGGCAGGGCGUCCUCACUGGAGCACUCUGUGAGACACACAGCAAGACUGCUGCUCCGAGACGGCACCACUCCGUCAGCGCCUGGUACACGCUGCCACCGCACUGGCAGAGGCACAAAGAGUGCCCCUCGUGCCCUUCCCCAGCACUUACGAAUGUAUUCGACCGUCAGUGACGAACUGAUCCUUCCGUGCAGAACUCGGCGUUUUUCAUAACAGUGCCCACGGUGCCCGGGCCAGCAAGACACAGAAGUCAUGUGUAAAGUGGGCAGAAGCUGCACAGCUAAUCUUGCCUCGUGACAGGCGUCUCCAGCACUGGGAAGCAACUGAAGUGUUCGUUGGCUCCAUACGGUUUUAAAGUAUUCCCAUUUCUAUCUAUUUCCUUUUCUAAUUUGUAUCUAAUCCCCCUCCCCCGUUAUUAUUUGGAUGUCUACACAAAUGUAAGUGUGCAGACCACCAUACAAUGUACUUAGCAGUUACCUGUAUUUUUGUCAGCUACAAUAGCACUUGUAGAGGUUGUGCUGUACUCCCUCCGGGUCCUGAGUGGACGGACACGUUCCCGUGGUUUGGUGGCUGGCGUUGAGUGGCCACCCUCGUCACCUGCUCCUUGCUGUCUGGUGGCAGAGUGUGGGCGGCCGUGUCUCCUUAGGUAACGGGGAUAAAUCCUGAUCACUUUCGACCGUUAAUGGAAACGCCUCUCUCGUCACCAGAGACGGAGGGGGUCACAGAACCCAGCUCUAGACACACACAAAGGAGAUAUCUGACAGGUCAUUCCUGGAAAAGGUUUCCUCCGAGAUUCAAGGGAUCCUGAAGGGUGGUGUGGAGUCUGGCGUCGGACUCUUCUUGUCGGGGUGUGCUGCCCGGUGGUGUCUUCUAGCGACACGGGCCGCUGAAGCGUGACGCGGCAGGAAGGCCGGAGGGCCCUGGGGCCUGGGCGCUGCUGCUGAGACCGCGGAGCCACCCGGUGGCGUAGCCAUGUCACCCCUGGACCGUUUCUCUGGUGAAAGACUACAUUUAUUUUUAAGCAAGUGGAUAUAGGUUGCUCUGUUACAGAUAACUGAGGAUACAAAGUUAUACUUUUAUAGGAGCUACACAAUUGAGAAGUGGACUUUAGGCAAAUCAUUUAUUUCAAGGUGUUGAUAUGGAGAUUUAUUUUCCACAAAUUUUGAUGUAAGUAGUUCGAGCAUUAGAAACAAUUAAGUGUGUACCGAGUCCUUGAAUUGUUACAUCAUUGACCUGAGGACCUCUGGAACCUGAUACAAUCUUCCUUUUUAUAAAGCAUGACAAGAUUUGU